GCAUGUCAAAUUUGCUCCGGCGUCCACACCACGCCCCUGCAAGUGAUCGAGCAUUUCCUCCCCCGGCCGGGACGGGGCUCAUCCACGCUCGGGGACGGGAUGGAUGUCUUCUUCCUCUAACCGUACCCACGGCCUCUUGCCAGAGAAUCAUCCCAUAUCUUCGUCCCGUCCGUCCAUAUGCAUGAUCCAUCGUCUCCUAGGCUAGGGCCGGUGAUGUUUACACGAGAGGAGGGGGAGAGGAAUUCUAGCCAGCUGCGCAUGUGAUCGUUGUCAUGCCAACCGUACCGCAAGAUUCUCCGUCCAGCCGCCAGAACCAAGAAACCCUUUUAAAGCCAAGGGAGCUCCAGCUCCCGAGUUUCCCCAAACACUUCAUCCAGGCUCCAGCCAUGGAGGCCUCGGCAGCGGUCGAGUCGUCGGCCGCCGUGUCUGUCUUCGAGGUAGUAUCCAGCAAGCAGCGGCGGCCGCCGGACACGGCGAAGCUGGUGCUGAAUAGCCCCAGCCCGCCGAGCCUGCGGGAGGAGCUCGUCGGCGUGGUCGGCAAGGCGUUCCGGCCGCGCGCCCACGCCGGGGCCGCUGCUGGCGCCGGUGGCCGCCCGCCGCCGCGCCGCGCGUGGGUCCUCACGGCGCUGCAGUGCGUGUUCCCGGUGCUGCAGUGGGGGAGGAGCUACACCCUCGAGUCCUUCAGGAGUGACGUCAUGGCCGGCCUCACUCUUGCCAGCCUUGGCAUCCCUCAGAGCAUUGGAUACGCCAAUCUAGCCAAGCUGGACCCUCAGUACGGUCUUUACACGAGCGUCGUGCCACCGCUGAUCUACGCUGUGAUGGGGACAUCGAGGGAGAUCGCCAUCGGGCCAGUCGCCGUCGUCUCGCUGCUGCUGUCCUCGAUGAUCCAGAAGGUCGUCGACCCGGCCGCCGACCCGGCGACCUACAGGUCGCUCGUCUUCACGGUGACUUUCCUCGCCGGGGUCUUCCAGGUCUCCUUCGGCCUCUUCAGGCUGGGGUUUCUCGUGGAUUUCCUGUCGCACGCUGCCAUCGUGGGGUUCAUGGGCGGGGCGGCCAUCGUGAUCGGGAUGCAGCAGCUCAAGGGGCUGCUUGGCCUCGCCCAUUUCACCAACAGCACCGAUGUUGUUUCUGUCCUCAAGGCUGUCUGCUCUGCGCUACGACAUGACCCGUGGCACCCGGGCAACUUCCUCAUCGGAUGCUCCUUCCUCAUAUUCAUCCUCACCACACGGUUCAUCGGGAGGAGGUACAAGAAGCUGUUCUGGCUGUCAGCGAUCUCGCCUCUGCUGUCGGUCAUCCUGUCCACCGCUGCGGUCUACGCGACAAGGGCUGACAGGCACGGCGUCAAGAUCAUCCAGAAGGUGCACGCGGGCCUAAACCCAAGCUCCGUGAAGCAGAUACACCUCAACGGGCCGCACACAACGGAGUGCGCCAAGAUCGCCGUCAUCUGCGCAGUCAUCGCCCUCACGGAAGCUAUCGCCGUUGGCCGAUCUUUCGCCUCCGUAAGAGGGUACAGACUCGACGGCAACAAGGAGAUGCUGGCCAUGGGGUUCUCCAACGUUGCUGGUUCUCUGUCCUCGUGCUAUGUGGCAACAGGUUCGUUCUCCCGAACGGCAGUGAACUUCAGCGCGGGGGCCAGGUCGACCGUUUCAAACAUCGUCAUGUCCAUCACCGUGUUCGUCACCCUGGAGCUGUUCAUGAAGCUCCUCUACUACACGCCCAUGGCGGUGCUCGCCUCCAUCAUCCUGUCGGCUCUUCCGGGACUGAUCGACAUCAAGGAGGCCUGCAGCAUAUGGAAGAUCGACAAGAUGGAUUUCCUCACCUGCCUCGGUGCGUUUGUUGGCGUCCUGUUUGGGUCGGUGGAGAUUGGGCUUGCAGUUGCACUUGGCAUUUCCUUCGCAAAGAUCAUCAUACAGUCGCUUCGGCCUCAGGUGGAGAUCCUUGGCAGGCUACAAGGGACAGAUAUCUUCUGCAGCGUCAGGCAGUACCCUGUAGCCUGCCUAACUCCGACUGUACUGCCUAUACGCGUCGACACAUCCUUCCUCUGCUUCAUCAACGCCACUUCCGUCAAAGAAAGGAUCACAGAGUGGGUUUGGGAAGGAGUGGAGACCUCAAAUGGAAAAGCGAGGGAGAGGAUACAAGCAGUUGUCCUUGAUAUGUCAAGUGUGGUAAACAUCGACACUUCAGGACUCACUGCACUGGAAGAAAUACACAAGGAGUUGGUGUCUCUUGGCUUACAGAUGGCUAUAGCCAGUCCGGGAUGGAAGGCAGUUCAGAAGAUGAAAGUGUCACAGGUGGUGGACAGGGUAGGACAGGACUGGAUCUUCAUGACAGUAGGUGAAGCGGUGGAGGCCUGUCUAGCUGCUCAUAAGGGCACAGCUCUCGCAUGUUGAGUAUGCGUUAAUUACUACUAUUAGUACUCCUAAGGAUAAUCCCAUAAGCGAUGCGGUUAUUUGCAUCCUAUGAAGGUGUUACUGGAAAUGCUUACGAAACAGAAAUGCAUGGUUUGCACAUGAUGGAGGCAAAAUACCUAUGGUAUGACUUGACUGGAGUGGUCGUGGCGAGAAACAAACCUGCUCUGGGAAGGACAUUCCUUGAGCUCCACAAAAACAUGUAUGGUGAUAUCUUGAUGAUGUGUAACUGUACUUAGUAAGUAAACAAGUCUUUUUGUUUUA
Zea mays is the source of this 2672-nucleotide messenger RNA. RefSeq names its product sulfate transporter3 (gene sfp3). The record is from RefSeq and is marked validated. Gene Ontology annotation, cellular component: membrane. Gene Ontology annotation, biological process: sulfate transmembrane transport. Gene Ontology annotation, molecular function: secondary active sulfate transmembrane transporter activity. Lineage: Eukaryota; Viridiplantae; Streptophyta; Magnoliopsida; Poales; Poaceae. The transcript has 12 exons. The coding region runs from base 273 to 2390 and encodes 705 amino acids.